Molecule: messenger RNA, 1152 nt
Organism: Penicillium subrubescens
Lineage: Eukaryota; Fungi; Ascomycota; Eurotiomycetes; Eurotiales; Aspergillaceae
Product: UDP-glucose:hexose-1-phosphate uridylyltransferase
Exons: 3
Coding region: 1-1152 (383 amino acids)
Biological process (GO): beta-D-galactose catabolic process via UDP-galactose, Leloir pathway
Cellular component (GO): cytoplasm
Molecular function (GO): UDP-glucose:hexose-1-phosphate uridylyltransferase activity; zinc ion binding
Source: RefSeq, a predicted model, not a curated record
AUGGCAAACGUGCUAGACGACAUCUCUCACCGCCGCUAUAACCCUCUCCGAGGCUCGCACAUUCUGGUGUCUCCCCACCGAACCAAGCGUCCCUGGCAAGGACAGCAGGAGAGCCCGUCAAAGACCACCCUGCCCCACCACGACCCCGAGUGCUACCUGUGCCCUGGUAACAAGCGCGCCCAGGGUGACGUCAACCCUAAAUAUGAGAGCACCUUUGUCUUUGUCAAUGACUACAGUGCUGUGAAGGAGGAGCAGGCUGCCUAUGAUGGGACAAACGGAGAUGAUCUCGAAUCGCGUUUCCUCAAGGCCGAGCCCGUCACCGGCAAGUGCUACGUCCUGACCUUCUCCUCCGCGCAUAACCUCACCCUCGCCGACCUGUCCCCAAUCGAGAUCGUCCCGGUGAUCAACGCAUGGACCGAGAUCUAUGCUGCCCACUUGUCACCCAAGUCCCCACUGGCUCAGAACGCGCCCCCAACCCACAUCCAGCCCGCUACACCUCACACCAGCAUCACCAAACCCAAGGAGCAAUACCGGUACAUGCAGAUCUUCGAGAACAAGGGUGCCGCCAUGGGCUGCUCAAACCCCCACCCCCACGGCCAGGUCUGGACCACCAGCACACUGCCAGAGGAGCCCGCAGCGGAGCUGGAGCAGCUCCGCCGGUACCGCAAGGAUCACGGCGGUAGCCACAUGCUGGAGGACUACGCGGCACUCGAGAGCCGUAAGCAGGAGCGCGUGGUCUUCGAGAACGAGGGUUUCGUCGUCGUCUGCCCCUGGUGGGCAACUUGGCCGUUUGAGACUAUGAUUGUCAGCCGCACGCACAAGCGCGCUCUGGUCGAUCUCACUGAAGCCGAUAAGACUCUCCUAGCUGAGGCCAUUGCUGAGAUUACCCGCCGGUAUGAUAACCUGUUCGAGACUCACUUUCCCUACUCUAUGGGUAUCCACCAGGCUCCUCUAGACGGUACCGAUGAGGAGGUGGAGGCAUCGUAUCUACACUUACAUUUCUACCCGCCUCUUCUGCGAAGCGCGACUGUUCGCAAGUUCCUGGUCGGUUAUGAGUUGAUGGCUGAGCCUCAGCGUGAUAUUACUCCCGAGCAGGCUGCAGCUCGUCUCCGUGGUUGCGGUGGUGAGCUCUAUCGCAAGAAGUUGGAGUAA